This is a messenger RNA of Zingiber officinale, 2355 nucleotides long. RefSeq names its product UDP-sugar pyrophosphorylase-like. Bases 105 to 1973 code for a protein of 622 amino acids. The transcript is spliced from 18 exons. Gene Ontology annotation, biological process: UDP-N-acetylglucosamine biosynthetic process. Gene Ontology annotation, molecular function: UDP-N-acetylglucosamine diphosphorylase activity. The record is from RefSeq and is a predicted model, not a curated record. Lineage: Eukaryota; Viridiplantae; Streptophyta; Magnoliopsida; Zingiberales; Zingiberaceae.
CACAAUUUAUAUAACAAAAAAGUAAAUUUUUUUGUUCUUAUUUCGGUUGCUGAUUUCCUCUCCAUCGGCGAGAUCCGCAUUGGGCCUUCUCCGAUCUUUGCAAGAUGGAAUCCGCCGGAGAGAAUCUCGGAGGGCUGAGCAUCGCCGGUGGCUGGAUCUCGUCAUCCCCGAAUCUCGACAAGAAUCUCGGAAUUCUCUCCGCCGAGGAGAUUGCACUUGCAAAGAUGCUAUUAGAUAAGGGGCAAAAGCAUUUGUUUGAUCAUUGGCCAGAGCCAGGUGUGGAUGAUACAAGGAAAAAGAAUUUUUUACAUCAGGUUGCUCGACUUAAUUCAAGCUAUCCUGGUGGUUUGGUAUCAUAUAUUCAAAAUGCGAGAAAACUUUUGGCUGAUUCAAAAGCUGGGAAAAAUCCAUAUGAUGGGUUCACUCCUUCCGUUCCAUCAGGAGAAAUUCUGACAUUUGGUGAUGAGAAAUUUACCUUGUUGGAAGAGACUGGUGUGCGAGAAUCUAGGAAAGCUGCCUUUGUACUUGUGGCUGGUGGGCUCGGGGAACGACUUGGCUACAAAGGAAUUAAAUUGGCCCUUCCUUCUGAAACUACAACAAACAGAUGUUUCCUUCAAUACUACAUUGAGUCUAUUCUGGCAUUGCAAGAGGCUAGCUGUAGAACAGUACAAGGUCAUGGUGAAGCUGAAAUUCCUCUGGUGAUAAUGACAUCUGAUGACACUCAUGCGCCAACAUUAUCACUUUUAGAAGCAAAUUAUUAUUUUGGAAUGAAAAGCUCUCAAGUGAAACUUCUUAAACAGGAAAAAGUAGCAUGCUUAAAUGAUAAUGACGCAAGACUUGCAUUGGACCCAAAUGACAGCUACAAAAUUCAGACAAAACCACAUGGUCAUGGUGAUGUGCACACACUUCUUUUCUCGAGUGGUCUACUUAACCUCUGGCAUAGAGCAGAUAUUAGAUGGGUUCUGUUUUUUCAAGAUACCAAUGGAUUACUAUUUAAGGGUAUUCCUGCUUCAUUGGGUGUCAGCGCAACCCGAGGAUAUCAAGUCAAUUCUCUUGCAGUCCCCAGAAAGGCAAAAGAAGCUAUGGGAGGGAUAGCCCAACUUACUCAUACGGAUGGUACAAAAAUGGUAAUUAAUGUGGAGUAUAAUCAGUUGGGCCCCUUACUAAGAGCGACUGGGCAUGCUGAUGGAGAUGUAAACUGUGAGACUGGAUUUUCUCCUUUCCCUGGAAACAUAAACCAGCUUAUUUUGGAGCUUGAACCAUACAUACAGGAGCUUAGCAAAACGCGAGGUGCUAUUGCUGAAUUUGUUAAUCCCAAAUACAAAGAUUCAAGCAAGACAUCCUUUAAGUCCUCAACGCGUUUGGAAUGUAUGAUGCAAGAUUAUCCAAAAUCUCUUCCUGCAUCAGCGAAGAUUGGAUUCACUGUAGUGGAUAAAUGGCUUGCUUAUGCACCAGUAAAAAAUAACCCCGAAGAUGCUUCCAAGGUGCCGAAAGGAAACCCAUACCAUAGUGCGACAAGUGGAGAGAUGGCUGUUUAUAGAGCGAAUUGUCUCAUGCUAAAAAAGGCUGGAGUCCUUGUAGCUGAUCCCAUUAUUGACAUCUUCAAUGGUCAGGAGGUGGAAGUGUGGCCCCGCGUCACAUGGAGUCCGAAGUGGGCCUCAACAUUCACAGAUGUAAUAUGGAAAGUCGGCAAAGGAUGCUCCAUUUCCCAGAGAUCUACCUUGGUCAUCAAUGGCCAGAACAUAGUCCUUGAUGGCCUCCGCUUGGACGGAACUCUUGUCAUCACUGCUAACGAUCAAGCUGAUGUCAAAGUGACAGGACAUGUUCAAAACAAAGGAUGGACUAUUGAGCAUGUUGAUUACAAAGACAACUCAAUUCCUCAGGAAAUCCGGAUAAGAGGCUUUAAGAUUUACAAAAUCGAGCAGUUGGAGUUGAACUACAUGGAAUCAGGGAAAUUUCAAUUCAAACCCUGAACAAGAUUUUGAAGGAGCUGAACGAGUUAAAGAAGAAGAGGACCAGAAUAAUAGUCAGAGAAAGGAAGGCAGAAGAAGAAGACAUUUGGCAGUGCCUCAUUCACUUGGACCUUUCUGCAACAAGCCAACAAACAACAAUGGAGUUCUGGACCAGACAGAGAGAGAUGGCUGCUCACCAUUAAACUAAUCCCUGUAAAACCUUGGAGCAUUGCACAAUACUGGACAGUGAUGUCUAUCUGCUUUCUCCUCAUGUUCAUCUGCACAUUAUUCCUCCUCUUCUUUUUGGGGGAGUUUGACUUUGGUCAGAAAGUUCUUUGUUUCCAUCAUUUGUGAUGAACUCAGAGUUGACAUAAAGAGAUAAGAUAAGGCUAUUAGUUCUUUU